Messenger RNA from Salvelinus fontinalis (brook trout), 2303 nucleotides. Its product is annotated as tumor necrosis factor receptor superfamily member 14-like. The record is from RefSeq and is a predicted model, not a curated record. Gene Ontology annotation, molecular function: protein binding. Gene Ontology annotation, biological process: positive regulation of T cell migration; positive regulation of peptidyl-tyrosine phosphorylation; defense response to Gram-positive bacterium. Gene Ontology annotation, cellular component: external side of plasma membrane. The transcript has 11 exons. Bases 356 to 1414 code for a protein of 352 amino acids. NCBI's taxonomy places the organism in Eukaryota, Metazoa, Chordata, Actinopteri, Salmoniformes, Salmonidae.
UGCCUGAUAAGAUAACUUUACGAGGACAGCGAGAUCAAAUGUUCGUGACAAACUGUCUUUCACAUCUUAAAGUAUGUGUCAAAAAUGAUGAGACUUUGGUUCAGAAGCAUUAGUCACGCUGCUGACAUGCCUGUCUUGUCUGUCUCUAUCUUAUAAAUACACCACAACAUCACUGUCAGUACACAGUGGGCGGGAGAGACAGGAAGAGAGGAAGAUGUCACAGGUGAAGGAAAUAAUGACGCAAAGGAUGGGUAGAGAAGAGAGCGACACACCUUAAAAAAUAAUAGUUGGGGGGGGGUCGAAGUUGUAGACAACAAAUACUUGGCAUUUGGUGUGGUCUCUACAGUGCUAAAGAAUGGUGAUGGAACAGUUCUUUGUGGCUGUGCUAAUGAUGUCUGCACACCUAGCAGUCUCAUAUCCUCUGACUACAGAGAGCUAUUACAUGGAUGGAGGGAGACAAUGCAGACUGUGUCCACCAGGUCAUUAUCAGAAGUCCUGUUCAGAGUGCUCUCCCUGUCGAGAUGGUUCCUACACAACACGAUUGAACGCAGAGUCCAGUUGUCAUUCCUGCUUUAAAGACUGCAAACGUGAUUUGCACCUGGUGGAGGAUGAGCCGUGUACUUCUAUAUCGAACGCUAGAUGUCGCUGUGAGGCUGGUUUUACCUGCACUGACAAAGACGACCAGACAGGAAACUGUAGAGACUGUGAGAAGAUCCCUCAGCUGCCGCCACCUAGCAAUGUAGUGGGCAUCAGAAACAACCAGACAGGAACUUCCUCUGAACACAGCAGGACUUCCUCUUCCGCUGGACGCUGUCAACCUCCCAAGUGUGACACUCCACAAUCACCAGUCUCACAAGCAGGCAACGCCACUCAUCACACCACAGCUGACACCAGCAAACACUUGGCAGCCAUUUUGUGUCCUAUGGUGGUCAUUGGAAUCCUAGCCGUUAUCAUUCUGUUAUGUAUCCGUCGCCCAGGAGAUGAAGCCUGUUUCAAACAAGCUCUCAAGUUCUGUAACAAGGGAGUAAGAGAAGCGUCGCCUAACAAGACCAAAGAGCCAACUCAUCAACACUGUUCCAGAGAGACACAGACCAGAAUUAAGCACCAGACAGUGGAUCCACCACCUUUUACAGCAGCAAAUAUGGGCCCAGUCCAUGUCCACAAUGCUGGAACAGUCAUCUUCAGUUUACUCAACCAGUUCACUGGUAUGGGUGGAGGGACGGAAGAGAGAGGGCAGAAAGAGAGGGAUGAGGAAGGAGAAGGACGUCCGGCCCACCCCACAUCCUCCCCUAACAUCCAUCUAUCCCAGGAGGAAAGGGAUGGAGAGAUGGACUGUAUAUUCUUCCCUUCACAGGAACAAGGGAAGGACAGUCAUGUUUCUAAAGAGGAGGUGCAUUGUGGGGAGGGAGAUUGAGGACAGAGGACGCUCCAAGUGAAAGCUUCCCUUCUAGGAUCAGUUUAGCCAACCCUACAUCCUAAUGUUAAUCAUAAGGAGGAUUAAGACUGGUCUGACCCUGGAUCAGUGGUAAGGGACAUCAUCUACCUGGGGGUCUAUUCAGUCUGUAUCACUGAAGUGUUACAGAUUGCUUGAUAGAAAUGUAAAGGUCAUUUUGAUUGAGCCAACAUAUGGAGUGUUUAACGUGGAUGCAGUCUCCACUGACGCGAGAACAUUGCCUUUACAUUUCUAUCAGGCUGUAAAGCUGAACUUCUGAGAUACAGAUUGAAUGGAGCCCUUACUCUCAGAAGAACACCGGUGAAUCCCAAAACUCUAGAAUGGCCAUUAUUUCCUGUCCCAAAACUCUAGAAUGGCCAUUAUUUCCUGUCCCAAAACUCUAGAAUUGCCAUUAUUUCCUGUCCCAAAACUCUAGAAUUGCCAUUAUUUCCUGUCCCAAAACUCUAGAAUGGCCAUUAUUUCCUGUCCCAAAACUCUAGAAUGACCAUUAUUUCCUGUCCCAAAACUCAAGAAUUGCCAUUAUUUCCUGUCCCAAAACUCUAGAAUUGCCAUGAUUUCCUGUCCCAAAACUCUAGAAUUGCCAUUCUCUCCUGUCCCAAAACUCUAGAAUUGCCAUGAUUUCCUGUCCCAAAACUCUAGAAUUGCCAUUACUUCCUGUCCUAGACCUAGAUAGAGCUAGACAUCUCACUAUGCUGGUCAUGUACACAUCCACUUGCUCUCCUUUUAUUGAACUGUAUAAUAAGCUUUCAGUCUCAACUGCUGCAAACUGUUUUUUUCUGUGUUCAUGUGGCACCUUGAACUGUUUUUGCACAAAUUAAAAUCAAAAUAUUAAAUAUAAUUUUUCAAUGAA